AUGUGGCUCGAUCAGGCGGACGGUUUCGCGGAGAUAUUUAAAGGCUACUUGCCUUACUAUUUACUCGUAGUUUUUCCUAUUUUUAUUAUUAUGUCCCCCGUGAACCCAGUUGCCGCAUCCCAUGAAUUUUCGGUAUACAGAAUGCAACAAUACGAUCUACACAAUGUUCCCCACGGUUGCCGAAGCUCCAGUUUCAACUUGGAAGGCCGUUCCCUGAGCUCGUGGGGAACCUCUCGUCACUGUGUUGUCGCACGCCUUCAAGAUAUCUCAGUGGACCAAUUUGUAGAAAUAAGAAACAAAGCUGGUGCCCUCGUGUUGGUAUUACCAAAGAACAUCACCUUACUUACCGAUGAAGAAAAAGAGCACAUAAGACUGUUGGAGAUGGCAAUGAUGCAACAGGAGAUCAAUGUUCCCGUGUACUUCGCAAACUGGUCGCCUGAGUUUGAAGACAUCAUUGCCGAUCUUCAACACAGUUUCAUAACCGAUGAUAAAUCUGGAACAGCUUUAGAGGCUAUGUUCAAUACUGUGUCGUCCAAUGGAUAUCAAAUAGUCGUAUCGACCUCAUCUCCUCACAAGCUUGAGUCCAAGCCGGUCACUCUCCACGGGAAGCUGUUUGGUCGAGCUGGGAACACUCAGACCAUAGUAAUAGCUGCUCAUUACGACGCUAACAGCUUAGUACCUGAGCUAUCAACGGGUGCUGACUCUAACGCGUCCGGUGUCGCGGCUCUAUUAGAGUUAGCCCGCAUCUUCUCACGACUCUACUCGGUCACCUCUGAUAGAGGCGGCCCGUCUAUAUUGUUCGUGCUCACCUCUACCGGACACUCUCUCAACUAUUUCUCUACUAAGAAGUGGCUUGAAGAACAGUUGGAUUCUGCUGAUGCCACUCUCUUACAGGACGUAUCAUUCAUCAUGUGUCUGGACUCCAUAUCAUCGGGUCCUCUCUCCAUGCACGUGUCCAAGCCUCCCAAGCCGUGGACGGCCGCUCACUCUAUAAAGUCCCGGCUUCGAGUCCCGGUUGUUCACAAGAAGAUCAAUUUGGCAGACGAGACACUCGCCUGGCAUCAUGAACGGUUCAGCAUCAAGCGGAUGACCGCCUUCACUGUUAGCUCGCUACAGAGUCACAAGGAUCCGUCUCGCAGCUCCAUUCUGGAUACACCCAGCGACGCGUCUCUGAACACCCUGUAUACAAACAUUGUGGAACUGUCCCGAGCACUCGCCUCACAUAUAUACAACCUGACAGACGAAAACAUACAAACACAUCUAUAUGAUGAAGCUCUGAGUGUUGACAUGGAAUCCAUCAAGCUGUGGUACAACUACCUUUCCUCUCAGCCACGAGCGCCGCAUGUAGUCACAACUAGUCAAAAUGGAGGUGUGUCCGCUGCCUUAGAGCGCGUGUUGUCCAAGUUCGUGGAGGUGUCUGUGAGUGUGCACGCGACCGACCGCCGGGAGCCGGAACACGCGCUCUACGGACCAACCAGGGCGCUGCUAUAUGUAUACAGUGUGAAGCCCGCUGUAUUUGAUCUCAUCCUAACGCUAGCGAUCGUGGCCUACCUCACAGUUUUGUAUUUCGCUAUGCAAGUGUUCCCACGUUUCUAUGAAGAAUACGCGAAAAUAGUCACAGGGAAAGCCAAAGUUCAUUAA
This is a messenger RNA of Danaus chrysippus (African queen), 1641 nucleotides long. Lineage: Eukaryota; Metazoa; Arthropoda; Insecta; Lepidoptera; Nymphalidae. The record is from the annotation of a GenBank genome assembly.